AUGAGUGAAUUUCAGCCUUCCUGUCAGAAUGGUAUACCAGGCUUGUUUAACAGAUCUUGGAGUGGAUGGCACCAUUACCAGGUGAUCGGUCCUGCAGAGACAAUCAUCCUUCCCUCUCUGAUUGGGAUUAUCUUUUCAACAGGCUUAGUUGGAAGUAUCCUCAUUGUGUUCACGAUAAUAAGAUCCCAGAAGAAAACUAUCUCGGAUACCUACAUCGGUAAUCUGGCUGUAGCAGAUUUGGUUCAUACCAUUGGCAUGACCUUUCUCAUUCCCCAACGAGCAUGUGGAGGCAAGUGGGUAUUUGGCAGCCCUCUUUGCACCAUCAUUGCCUCCCUGGACGUAUCCAUCCAGUUUACAUGCAGUGCCAUUAUGACCGCAAUGAGUUUGGACAGGUACCUAGCUCUUGUCCAGCCAAUUUGCCUAACCCACCUGGGAACAAGAUCAAAGACAAUUCAAGUCAAUUUAUAUUUAUGGGUGGCAUCACUUAUUCUGAUGUUCCCUGUGGGGGUCUACUCAAAAGUAAUAAAGUUGAAAAGUCUCACUUUUGAUUUAGCCUCACCUGAUGGUGUUCUCUGGCAAUAUAUGCUUUUUCUUACUGUAACAACUUUCUUUUUUCCUUUACUACUGAUAUUUAUUUUUCACAUGUGGGAGAAGUAUCAGCCAAAGAAGAAAACAGGAAGUUACACCACCAGUAUCCCCAGGCAAAGAGUUAUGAGGCUCCCUAAGACAGAGCUUGCUCCGACCGGCGUGUUUGUGGCAAGCACUGCCCCAUUCCAUGCGAUCCAGCUCAUGAAUCUUCAGGUUUCCCAGCCGACCCUGACCUUCUACCUGAACUACCAUGUCUUCAUCUGCCUCAGCUAUGACAGCAGCAGCAUUAAUCCCUUUCUCUACAUCCUGCUUAGUGGGAACAUCCAGAAACCUCUCCAGCGGUGCACAAAGGUGGAAGUCAGGAUAGCAGAAAGGGAUGUCAACAUCAUCAAAAACACCAUUAAGUUAA
This is a messenger RNA of Cariama cristata (Red-legged seriema), 997 nucleotides long. It is a transcript of the gene MCHR2, whose product is annotated as melanin-concentrating hormone receptor 2. Gene Ontology annotation, cellular component: membrane; neuron projection. Lineage: Eukaryota; Metazoa; Chordata; Aves; Cariamiformes; Cariamidae. Gene Ontology annotation, molecular function: neuropeptide binding; G protein-coupled receptor activity. Gene Ontology annotation, biological process: neuropeptide signaling pathway. The record is from RefSeq and is a predicted model, not a curated record.